This is a messenger RNA of Etheostoma spectabile (orangethroat darter), 1886 nucleotides long. It is a transcript of the gene mapk12a, whose product is annotated as mitogen-activated protein kinase 12a. Gene Ontology annotation, biological process: protein phosphorylation. The transcript is spliced from 12 exons. Gene Ontology annotation, molecular function: MAP kinase activity; ATP binding. The coding region runs from base 341 to 1426 and encodes 361 amino acids. The record is from RefSeq and is a predicted model, not a curated record. NCBI's taxonomy places the organism in Eukaryota, Metazoa, Chordata, Actinopteri, Perciformes, Percidae.
ACACACUGGCAUUAGGGUCAACGCUGCGAUUUAAAGGACCGCGCAUAUUGACAACUUUUCCAAAUUGUGCGCACGACGCAUUUCAAAGUAAUGUUAUAGCCCAAUGUCUCGUGUUACUCACAUUCCAUUCUCCUUUUCACCUUUAAUUGUAGCUCCCCUCAGGUCUCGGGAGUGGCUUUGGGUGACCUCAGGGUGCGCCUGACACGCAGAGCUGCGCAAUGAUCGAGGCUAUGGCGCAUAGGUAGGAUCUGAGACAAUGGGUGUGUAGCGACGGGUGAGACAAAAACGACCAAAGAAGAACAUCUCCUGGACUGUUUUAUUUGGUUUUAAAUAGAAUAGGAUGUCUAAGCGAGUCAGACCCGGCUACUACCGCCAGGAAGUUAACAAGACCACAUGGGAAGUACCGGAGCGGUACCGGGAGCUGAAGCAGGUGGGGACCGGGGCGUACGGGACGGUGUGCUCAGCAGUGGACUCCAGAACGGGAACCAAAGUGGCAAUCAAGAAGCUGUACAGACCUUUCCAGUCGGAGCUCUUCGCCAAGCGGGCCUACAGGGAGCUGAGGCUUCUCAAACACAUGAAACAUGAAAAUGUGAUUGGCCUUUACGAUGUGUUUACUGCUGACCUCUCCCUGGACCGAUUCCAUGACUUUUAUCUGGUGAUGCCGUUCAUGGGGACAGAUCUGGGGAAGCUGAUGAAGAUGCAGAGGCUGUCAGAGGAGAAGAUUCAGUAUUUGGUUUAUCAGAUGCUCAAGGGGCUUAAGUAUAUUCAUUCCGCUGGUAUAAUCCACAGGGAUCUCAAACCAGGAAAUCUCGCCAUCAACCAAGACUGUGAGCUCAAGAUCCUGGACUUCGGCUUGGCGCGGCAGGCAGACAGCGAGAUGACGGGGUACGUGGUGACUCGCUGGUACCGAGCCCCAGAGGUGAUCCUGAGCUGGAUGCACUACACUCAGACGGUGGACAUUUGGUCUGUGGGCUGCAUCAUGGCGGAGAUGCUGCAAGGAAAACCUCUUUUUAAAGGCAGAGACCACCUCGAUCAGCUGACUGAGAUCAUGAAGCUGACAGGAACACCAACUCAGGAAUUUGUAUCAAAACUCCAAUCUGAGGAUGCCAAAGGCUACAUCAAAAGCCUUCCAAAAGUGGAAAAGAAAGACCUUCAGAAGGUGUUUUCCACAACUAAUCCACAAGCCGUGUCUGUGCUCGAGCGCAUGUUACUGCUGGAUCCGGAGUGCAGAGUAACCGCUGCAGAUGCUCUCAUGCUGCCUUACUUCACGGAGUUCAGAGACCCAGAGGAGGAGACGGAAGCGCAGCCGUACGACCACUCGCUAGACAACACAGACCAGACCCUGGACCAGUGGAAACGUCACACCUUCACAGAGAUCUUGACCUUUAAACCAGUCGUGCCAGAUUCCAAAGAGACCGCACUGUAGGAGACAAAGAAUCAGCCGUGCAGCGUUGGACCAGAACAACACUUACAUCUUUUUUUUUUAAUCUUGAUCUCAACUGGGAGAACUCUUCGAUCGCAAGGCUUAAUGACCUGUGAAUCCAGUUCCCGAUUCUCUUAAACAUGCAAGCUGCCAUGUUUUGGAUUCCUAGUAGCUUGCUUCCUGACGUUAGGAUCAGACCUUUUCAGCAUGUCCUACAGUGCUGAGGAUGCUAGCUCAGCUGCUGUAAGUCGGGUAAUAAUAUUCUUUGAUAUCAAGUAAUCAUGGGUGGCUUUUCUUGAGUUACUUAGUCCAAUUUCAGUUUCACUUCAGUGGUACACAUAAGUUGUAGAAUUUCUUUUUUUUUUUUUUUUUUACCAAAUACAGCACUACCUGUCGGCUGAUUUAAAGUUUAAAUCAACACAUUUUACUUCAGAGAAAACAAUUAUUUAGUCAAAUUAAUUCU